AUGCGCCUCCUACAAACUUUGACGGCCUCGUUGCUGCUCACUAGCAGCUCACUAUGCGCUGGAGCUACUGGGAUCGCCCAGAAUGAUCACAGUGGAGCAAUUACUCCUAAGGUGUUUAUUGUGUCAAUGUUCGCACCUGAAGCCGAAGCUUGGUGGAACAUCCCCGAAUUCGACUUGCUUUCCCACAAUAUCACCAUUCCUGGUCUCUCACCUCUAUUCCCGGACGUUCACUGCACCGAGGACUAUGAAGUUUGCCAGCUCAUCACUGGAGAAGGCGAGAUCAAUGCUGCUGCUACUGUGACCUCCGUCGCUUUCUCCCCUCUGUUCGAUCUCACACAAACCUACUUCUUCGUCGCGGGCAUUGCCGGCGUCAACCCUAAGAAAGUCACCACUGCAUCUGCAACCUUUGCCCGGUAUGCAGUUCAAGUCGCUCUGCAGUACGAAAUUGAUCUCCGCGAGCUUCCUAGCAACUUCACCACCGGAUAUAUCGCGCAAGGCACCAAGUUCCCAGGCCAGUACCCGACCAGCAUCUACGGCACAGAGGUCUUCGAGGUAAACGCCAACCUGCGCACGAUUGCCGCCAAUUUCGCGCGCAAGGCAAACCUGUCCGACUCCACUGUAGCCCAGGCCUACCGCGCCCGCUACAAGACCCCCAGUGGGAAGUACAAGGCUGCCACCUUGCCCCCUAGUGUUGUUGAAUGCGACGUUGCGACCACCGACGUGUACUUCAGCGGCAAUAUCCUCGGCUCGGUGUUUGAAAACACUACCAAGGUGUUGACUAAUGGAACGGGUGACUAUUGCGCAACCGCACAGGAGGAUAACGCCACCUUUGAAGUCUUGCUCCGAUCAUCGAUCCACAAGCUGACUGAUUUCUCCCGCAUUAUCGUCAUGCGCACUGCGUCGGACUUUGAUCGCCCCUAUCCCGGUGCUUCAGCGACGUACAACCUCUUCCAAUCCUCGGAGCAGGGCGCAUUUGAGCCCGCUAUCAAGAAUCUCUAUGUUGCUGGUAUCAAGGUCGUCGAAGGUAUUUUGGACGGGUGGGAUGAGACUUUUGCUGCUGGUGUCGAGGCCGAUAACUACAUUGGUGAUAUCUUUGGUUCUCUGGGUGGUGCUCCUGACUUUGGCCCUGGACGCAAGCAGGCUCUGAUCGGUGGUGGCGCUUACAAGCGCAAUGUUCAAAACCGCUUCAAGCGUCGUGUUUAA
Molecule: messenger RNA, 1203 nt
Organism: Penicillium concentricum
Lineage: Eukaryota; Fungi; Ascomycota; Eurotiomycetes; Eurotiales; Aspergillaceae
Product: purine-nucleoside phosphorylase
Exons: 2
Coding region: 1-1203 (400 amino acids)
Biological process (GO): transmembrane transport
Cellular component (GO): endoplasmic reticulum
Source: RefSeq, a predicted model, not a curated record